CCUUCUGGAUUAUAUUCCCCACCCUUCUCCUUGCCGCCUCAUUCUUUUUUUUUUCUCUUCUUUUUUUAUCCUUUGGGUCAAUCCUCCCGUCCCUUUCUUUAAAAGCACUCCCCCCCGGAUCCUCCCAUCCGCAUCUACCACAUCGUCCUUUCACCCUCAUUACCCAUAUCUUGAAGGGGCAGACGAGUGAAAGAUAUCAAGCAACAUGUCUGCAAAGCCAGCAGAGGCUUCCCGGUCUCGUGCCGCGGACCCUAAGAAAGUUCACAUUGCCGAUACCGCGAUCAACCGCCAGAACUGGUACAAGCACGUCAACUGGCUCAAUGUCUUCCUCAUCAUCGGUAUCCCUCUGUGUGGCUGCAUCCAGGCCUUCUUCACGCCUCUCCAGCUGAAGACUGCCAUCUGGGCCGUCAUCUACUACUUCUGCACCGGUCUGGGAAUCACAGCAGGAUACCAUCGUCUGUGGGCUCACUGCUCGUACUCCGCUCGUCUCCCUCUCCGUAUCUGGCUCGCUGCUGUUGGUGGUGGUGCUGUUGAGGGUUCUAUCCGUUGGUGGGCUCGUGACCACCGUGCUCACCACCGUUAUACCGAUACCGACAAGGACCCUUACUCCGUCCGCAAGGGUUUGCUCUACUCUCACCUCGGAUGGAUGGUGAUGAAGCAGAACCCCAAGCGUAUCGGCCGUACUGAUAUCUCCGAUCUCAACGAAGACCCCGUUGUCGUCUGGCAGCACCGCAACUAUCUCAAGGUCGUCUUCACCAUGGGUCUGGCUUUCCCCAUGCUCGUCGCUGGUCUCGGCUGGGGUGACUGGCUGGGCGGCUUCGUGUAUGCCGGUAUCCUGCGCAUUUUCUUCGUCCAGCAGGCCACUUUCUGUGUCAACUCCCUUGCUCACUGGCUCGGUGACCAGCCCUUCGAUGACCGCAACUCUCCCCGUGAUCACGUUAUCACUGCCCUGGUUACCCUGGGCGAGGGAUACCACAACUUCCACCACGAGUUCCCCUCCGACUACCGUAACGCCAUCGAGUGGCACCAGUACGACCCCACCAAGUGGAGCAUCUGGAUCUGGAAGCAGCUUGGUCUCGCCUACGAUCUCAAGCAGUUCCGCACCAACGAGAUCGAGAAAGGCCGUGUUCAGCAGCUCCAGAAGAAGAUCGACCAGAAGCGCGCUAGACUCGACUGGGGUACUCCCCUCGACCAGCUCCCCGUCAUGGAAUGGGACGACUAUGUUGAGCAGGCCAAGAAUGGCCGUGGCUUGGUCGCCAUCGCUGGUGUUGUCCACGACGUGACCGACUUCAUUAAGGACCACCCCGGUGGCAAGGCCAUGAUCAACUCCGGUCUUGGCAAGGACGCUACUGCCAUGUUCAACGGCGGUAUCUACUAUCACUCCAACGCUGCCCACAACCUUCUCUCUACCAUGCGGGUCGGUGUCAUCCGUGGUGGAUGUGAAGUCGAGAUCUGGAAACGCGCUCAGAAGGAGGGUGUUGAGUAUGUUCGCGACAACACUGGCCAGCGGAUCAUCCGCGCCGGCGAACAGGUGACCAAGAUCCCGGAGCCUAUUCCUACCGCUGAUGCGGCAUAAAGGACGUCCGUUCAUGACUACUUCCUAUCAUGAAUGUACAAUUUGCGUCUUGUUUCCGCUUUCGGCGAUCCAUCCUGUUUUAUAAUUCAGCACUCUGGGCGUUUGAUGAGGUUUUCAAGUGGUGGGAGUUCCCGGAGUUGGCCUUGAGUUUUCCUUUUUCUAUCCUGCAGACAGAGCGUGUCUAGUAUGAUGAGUGGCACUGGCAUUUGAAUCAGUGACAUGAUAUGAUCGAAAUUCCACAAUGCUGGUUAAAAA
Messenger RNA from Aspergillus homomorphus CBS 101889, 1831 nucleotides. Its product is annotated as stearoyl-CoA 9-desaturase sdeA. The transcript has 2 exons. Gene Ontology annotation, biological process: unsaturated fatty acid biosynthetic process. Gene Ontology annotation, molecular function: heme binding; iron ion binding; stearoyl-CoA 9-desaturase activity. Gene Ontology annotation, cellular component: endoplasmic reticulum membrane. Lineage: Eukaryota; Fungi; Ascomycota; Eurotiomycetes; Eurotiales; Aspergillaceae. The record is from RefSeq and is a predicted model, not a curated record. Bases 206 to 1576 code for a protein of 456 amino acids.